Molecule: messenger RNA, 435 nt
Organism: Melozone crissalis (California towhee)
Lineage: Eukaryota; Metazoa; Chordata; Aves; Passeriformes; Passerellidae
Gene: BGLAP
Product: bone gamma-carboxyglutamate protein
Biological process (GO): regulation of bone mineralization; bone development; osteoblast differentiation
Cellular component (GO): extracellular region
Molecular function (GO): structural constituent of bone; calcium ion binding; hydroxyapatite binding
Source: RefSeq, a predicted model, not a curated record
AUGGGACAAGCGGCUCCGGCCGGGGCGGAUGUGCUGCAAAUAACCCUGCCGGGGCCGGCCCCCCUUGCCGAGGCCGCAGCGCCCUAUAAAGGCAGCCAGGGAGCCGGGGCAGCCAGCCCAGCUCGGGGAGGCACCAUGAGGGCCCUGCUCCUGCUCACCCUCCUGGCCCUGCUCGCCCUCGGCCUCUGCCGCAGAGAUGGCUCUGCCAGCACCAAGGACUCGCCCAGCUCCGAAGCCUUCAUCUCCAGACGCGCCAGCGCCGAGCUGGUGCAGAGGCAGAAGCGCAAUGCCGGCCAUGGCAGCAGCGGCCCCGGGGCCCCGCCGGACCCGCUGGAGGCCAAGCGCGAGGUGUGCGAGCUCAACCCGGACUGCGACGAGCUGGCGGAUCAGGUCGGGCUGCAGGAGGCGUACCGGCGUUACUACGGGCUGGUGUGA